Emiliania huxleyi CCMP1516 is the source of this 740-nucleotide messenger RNA. RefSeq lists its product as hypothetical. The record is from RefSeq and is a predicted model, not a curated record. Lineage: Eukaryota; Haptophyta; Isochrysidales; Noelaerhabdaceae. Bases 147 to 512 code for a protein of 121 amino acids. The transcript has a single exon.
CUCGGCCUCCUCCGGCCUGGCGAGCUGGUCGACGCGCUCCUCGAGCGGCUGCCGCGGCUGGUGGGGCGGGGCGGGGGCGGGGGCGGCGCCACGAAGGUGAAGAGCCCGAUGAGAAGAACACAUCAGCAUGCAAGUACAGCAGAAGCAUGGGUGCUGCGCCCCAGGCGGCGCUCUUCACCUUCGUCACCGGCCUCGGCGCGUGCGGCGAUCAGCUCGCCGUACGGUCGGGGGGGGGGACGCACGCGCCGCUGCGAGACGACGAGGCCCUCGCCGCCACCCGCUCGCUGCUGCGCUCCGGACGGCCGUCGCUCGUGAUCAACGACGCAAAGUUCCUCGACUCGCAGUUUGGUGUCGCGGCGCGGAGGCGGCUCGGCUGCGCGGCCGGCGGGCUCUUGCUGGCUCUGGUGGCGGAGGAGGCUUCGGGCGCCGGGGGGGAGCGAGACAGCGCGCUCCUCCGGCCGCUCGGCGCUCGCACUAGCCCUACAGUGCACGACUCUUUGACGCUCUCUUGACGGUCUCCCCAUAUCUGACCGUAUCUCACCCCCUCCGGGUGGCUGCAUACCACUGUUGUGUCUCGCGUUGCGGGGGGGGGGAGCGGAAGGAGGAAGCUCUUCCCACUCCGCCGUCUCCCGCCGUAUCCCCCCGGAAGGAGUUGCCCGAGAUCAGGCGAGAUCAGGCGAGCGGCCCCCCGAGACCUAGGCGUCCUCGAGGUCCUGACCGCGGCCCCGCUGAGCGCCGCG